CCCGCACACACACACACACCCGCACACACACACACACUCAGAGUGUUCCACACAGGACAAUGUGCAACAUCUCGUUCUGUGAUGUGGACAGUAAGGUGGACCAGUUCUUCCAGCCCACGCUCUACAUCAUAGUCAUCGUUCUUGGGCUGCCUACUAACUGCAUGGCCCUGUGGGCUGCCUACAUGCAGGUACGCCAACGCAACGAGCUCGGCAUCUACCUGAUCAACCUGUCGGUGGCUGACCUUCUCUACAUCACCACUCUUCCCCUGUGGAUCGAUUACUUCCUGCAGCACGAUGACUGGAUCCACGGUCAGGAGAGCUGCAAGCUGUUCGGCUUCAUCUUCUACACCAAUAUCUACGUCAGCAUCGCCUUCCUCUGCUGCAUAUCGCUGGACAGGUACCUGGCUGUGGCAUAUCCUCUGCGCUUCGCCAAGGUUCGACGAAUCAAAACAGCCAUCCUGGUCAGCGCCAUGGUGUGGAUCAUUGAGAUCAUAGCCAACUCUGCACCUCUCUUCCACGAUGAGCUCUUCCAGGAUCGCUUCAACCACACCUUCUGCUUUGAGAAGUAUCCCAUGCAGGACUGGGUGGCAGGGAUGAACCUCUACAGGACAUUUCUGGGCUUCCUUGCUCCCUGGACAGCCAUGCUGGUCGCCUACCGGGGGAUCCUGGCAGCAGUUCGCUGCAACGUCUCGACAGAACGUCAGGAAAAGGCCAAAAUUCAGCGGUUGGCUUUGAGUUUGAUUCUGAUCGUUUUGCUCUGCUUCGGACCGUACCACGUCCUCCUCCUGGUGCGGAGCAUCAUGUUUCUAAGGAAACCAUGUGACUGUGGCUCAGAGGAGAGCUUGUUUGCAGCGUACCAUGUAUCGCUGGCUUUGACCAGCCUCAACUGUGUCGCCGACCCCAUUUUGUACUGUUUCGUCAACGAGGGGGCGAGGAACGAUGUUGGCCGAGCCCUCUCAGCGUUACUGUCUGCGGCCUGCCACAAGGGCUCCUCUUCCUCACCAUCGCAUGCUGACAUACUGAACGCUGGCUCAGUCACCAUGGAAACGCCACUAUCGGCAAAGAAGCAGCCUUGUGUGUACGCUGACGGAGGCAAGACAAGCAGCUACAAGACAGAACUGGUGGCUCUGAAGGAAGAGUGUCUACAGAUGACCAUCCUCAGUGUUAGGAAGUGACUUCUACCUGGUGUUCAGGUUGGUGGGAGGAGGAAGCUCCUGACACGUCUGAUUCCUUCUGGCCUGACGGGCUGAAAUCGGAUGCACUCGUGGCUGCGGUAAAAGCUUCCACUCAGUGGCACUUCAAUAAGCCAGAAUGGGAAAGACAUUGAUGAAGUAGACAAGACAUACAGUCUGUAGCCAUGGUAGCAGCCCCUGAGGGGUUAAAAUGCUCACACAAAGUAUGUGGAGUGGUCAUGUGCACAUCCAUCGAACCUCAGUGGGAGAGGUGCUGGAUACAGAGAAAUCUGUGGAGUACCCGCACAGUAGAAAUGUUUCCACACCACAAAACAAAAAUGGAGGAACUACUUUGCUAAAUCUUUACCACUAGAGGGCCACCACCUGAGGGCGGCAGCUGAAGACAGCUAAUGUUGAAAAUCAGUAGGGUUUAUCUUUUGUGGCCAUUUUAAGAUAUGAUGUGAUUCAACUUUCAUCACUUCAGACUGUAGUGUGUCAGCUUCUGCACAGCUGUACUGCAUGCUAAUGUUAUCAUAUCAACAUGCUAAGUCAUCAUUAAUCCCAGAGUGCAGCCAAGGCUGAGACAUUAGCUCCUGAGGUAUCCUCAUGCAGUGUUGGGCCGCAAGAAAUUUUGGUCUGCCAGUGGUGCUAUAUGAAAAGUCAGGGGCUCACUCAAAGUUCUUAGGAUUCGGCCUCUGUGGACCCUGAAUGUCCGUACCAAAUUUCAUGCCAACCAUUCCAGAUGUUUAGCCACUUCAGUCUGGACAAAGUGUUGGAGCACCAGAACGACGGACCAGCUGACAGCCCUAAAG
Seriola dumerili (greater amberjack) is the source of this 1984-nucleotide messenger RNA. It is a transcript of the gene gpr4, whose product is annotated as G protein-coupled receptor 4. The transcript is spliced from 3 exons. Lineage: Eukaryota; Metazoa; Chordata; Actinopteri; Carangiformes; Carangidae. Gene Ontology annotation, biological process: G protein-coupled receptor signaling pathway. Gene Ontology annotation, cellular component: membrane. The record is from RefSeq and is a predicted model, not a curated record. The coding region runs from base 60 to 1175 and encodes 371 amino acids. Gene Ontology annotation, molecular function: G protein-coupled receptor activity.